This is a messenger RNA of Marchantia polymorpha subsp. ruderalis, 1825 nucleotides long. The record is from the annotation of a GenBank genome assembly. NCBI's taxonomy places the organism in Eukaryota, Viridiplantae, Streptophyta, Marchantiopsida, Marchantiales, Marchantiaceae.
AAGCACGGACCGGGACGGAGCGCUCUGGAAGGCCGGAAGCUAAAGCUAAGAACGGAUUGGGGACGAGGAUGAAAAGAGCGGGUGUGGAGGCGAUGGCAAGGAGUGACGAUCACGGAGUGACUGGUUGCCCCGGGCGAUAGUGGAGCCGGGGAGUGCAGAAGAUUGUGAAUCUGUGCGUUUAGGUGGUUGCUGGAUUGGCUUUCUCGGUGUCGUAUCGAUGUUUUCGGGCUGUGUACAGAUGGGGCGUUUUGUUGUGUUUCAGGAGGGGAUCGGUCGUCAGGGGAGGACUAGAACUUCUAGUCCUCCUUCUGCUGCUGCUUCUAGUCUAGAAGCAGCAGCAGAAGCGGCAGGAGGUCGAACUCAUGUCUACUUGGGCUGUGACCAAAAAUCAGUGGGGAAGGCAAGGGAUGAAUGGGAUUCGUGCCUGAAGUAGUCUAUUUUGCUUAAGAAGGCAUCCAUCAGCUUUGGCUACCUCAAAUAUCGGAGCUUUUUCCAACGACUGGUUCCCUCAAGCGUGCUCGUGAUUCGAAUGCGAUUGCAAGAACUGGAGACUGAAUCUUCGUCCAUUGCUGUUGAGAUUCCUGCUGACGGGGAGUUUUUCUCGUGCAACACCUCUUUUAGUUCAAGGGAGUGAUAUGAUGGGCACUUGAUAGUUGAUUUGUUAAAAGGAGUGAUAGAGGAAGCGACAAAGAAACUAAACAGGGAGAGGUGUUGUGUUUGACUAAGGCACGACAUUAGGAGUUGGGCAUUGGCUGAGAAUGCAGGCGGAUGUAUGCAGACAAGAAUCGGCUUGGUAGCGUCUGUGGUGAGUGAUACUUCUGACAAGAUGGACGCAACAGCACUCCUCCCCACCUCUGUGCUGCGCAACCUCUCCGACAAGUUGUACGAGAAGCGCAAAAAUGCUGCCCUGGAGGUGGAAGGGGUUGUCAAACAACUUACUGCUUCUGGGGAACACGAAAAGAUAUCUGGUGUUAUCCAAGUUCUCACAAAUGACUUUGCGAUGUCUCCACAAGCUAAUCAUCGAAAGGGCGGACUUAUCGGUCUGGCGGCAGCUACUGUAGGCUUGGCGAAUGACGCUAGUCAGCAUCUUGAUAGGAUCGUGCCACCUGUUCUUAAUUCUUCUACAGAUGAGGAUAGUAGGGUUCGGUUUUAUGCGUGUGAAGCCCUAUAUAACAUUGCAAAGGUUUCUCGGGGUGACUUUAUAGUCUUUUUCAAUGAUAUAUUCGAUGCUUUGUGCAAACUUUCAGCAGAUUCUGACCCUAAUGUGCAAAGUGCUGCACAUCUUUUGGACCGGCUCGUCAAGGACAUUGUUACGGAGAGUGACCAAUUCAGUAUUGAGGAGUUUAUUCCGUUACUGAGGGAGCGGAUGAAUGUGCUGAAUCCGUUUGUACGGCAGUUUUUGGUGGGAUGGAUCACGGUGCUCGAUAGCGUGCCAGAGAUCGAUAUGCUCAGCUUUCUCCCAGAUUUUCCGGAUGAUGAAAAGUCUCUAUUUGAAUCUUUGGUUAUUGAAAGUAAAAUGACGUAGGAGUUGCUAGCCAUGAUGGUCGGAAAUAUGUAGUCUUUGUUGUCGUAGAAGAAGAUUGACAAAUCACAUAUCUUGCAAUCAAAUCAAGAUAUGACAAAAUAUACUUGGUUUGUGAGUGAUUUAUUAUCAUUUCUAGAUUAAUGAUGAGUAACCAUAGUUGUAUCAAGUGACAAAGUGAAGCAACAACAACCAAAGUAUGCAAAUAUAAAUUAUGCAUCGAGGUCACCUCCUUGUUGCUCUAAGAAGUAAAUUUCAUAGAGAUGUAGAUCAUGAAUUAGAUAUAAAAUUAUUUUUUUCUGU